Molecule: messenger RNA, 2290 nt
Organism: Moneuplotes crassus
Lineage: Eukaryota; Ciliophora; Spirotrichea; Euplotida; Euplotidae
Source: the annotation of a GenBank genome assembly
UAAGCAAAGACAUGGAAACAGAAAUUCUUAGAAUCAUUCCUCUUGGUGCAGGUAAAGAAGUAGGAAGAAGCUGAGUCCUUCUUGUCUAUAGAGGCAAGAGAAUAUUAUUUGAUUGUGGGCUUCAUCCUGCUCAUCAUGGAAUAUAUGGGCUACCAUACUUUGACUUUAUCGAGCCAGAGGAUAUUGACAUCUUAUUAGUGACCCAUUUUCAUAUCGAUCAUUGUGGAGCUUUACCUUACUUUUUGGCAAGGACGAAUUUUAAAGGAAAAGUGAUCAUGACACAUCCUACUAAAGCCAUUUAUAACUAUGUGCUUCAGGAUUUCAUAAGAAUCUGCAAUGUAGGAGAAAUUGACAUUCUGUUUGAUGAGAGUGACCUCAGUGACUCAAUGGACAAGAUAAUUCCUAUCAGGUUCCAUGAAGAAUUAGAAUUUGACGACGUAAAGAUCCAAGCCUACAUUGCAGGCCAUGUCCUUGGAGCAGCCAUGUUCUUAGUAGAUAUUGGAGGGGUCAAGAUUCUUUAUACUGGUGAUUACUCCACAGAAGAAGAUAGACACUUAAAACCAGCUGAAAUUCCAAAGUGAAAUGUUGAUAUCCUCAUUGUUGAAUCAACCUAUGGAAUAAGGCUCCAUGAGCCAAGAGAUUUGAGAGAGGAAAAAUUCAAAUCCAGAGUACAUGACAUCAUUAAAUAAAGGAGGGAGGUGACUACUUCCAUGAUUUGCGUUAGGAAAGGCUCAGGAGCUUCUUCUGAUCCUCAACGAGUACUGGAAGGAACAUGAGGAGCUAAAAGACGUUCCAAUUUAUUAUACAGGUCUACUUGCUACAAAAAGUCUCAAUGUAUUCCAGACUUAUAGAAAUAUGAUGAGAGAAGAUACAAAAGAGAAGAUCGAACAAGGAGAAAAUCCAUUCCACUUUGAAGAUAGUCAAGAUUAUAUGGAAAAGAAGCCAUUAGUCAUUAUUGCUACACCUGGGAUGCUUCAAAGCGGCCUCUCAAGAUAUCUCUUUGAAGAAUGGUGCGAAGAUGAGAAUAGUGGGGUAAUUUUUACGGGAUAUAGUGUUGAAGGGACUCUAGCACAACAAAUUAUGAACCAGCCAAAUGAGAUCCAAAUUAGCCAUAAACAUAAAACACUGAAAUUAAAAAUGGAUGUAGCAGUCAUCGAUUUUUCUGCUCAUUGUGACUUUAAACAAACCUCCCAUUUUAUCAGAAAAAUUAAGCCUGCUAAUAUUGUGCUCGUGCAUGGUGGGCAAAAUGAAAUGGCAAAGCUAAAAUAAAGCACUAGAACUAGAACACAAGAACCAGAUAAAUGUACACUGUCCUCAAAACUGCCAAUCACUUAUUUUUACAUUUUUCACUGAAAAAUCUGCAAAAGUUGUUGGAAAAGCCAAAAGAAAUUUAGAUAAUUUCUUGACUCAUUCAGAUUAUCUGGCACUUGGCAAAGGUAUGCCCAACAACAUCCCUCAUAAUUUGAGUGAGGACUGAGGUCUAAUAAAAUUCAGUCAAGAAGAUUCUCCUUCAAGCGAGAGAUUAAAAAUAGACAACACUAUUUCUGAACUAGACUACCAAGAUAGACAUCCUGAAGAAACAAAACUUGAGAUUGAGCAAGAAGAAGCAAUUAUAAAGGAAUAUGAUGACAAUAUGGUAUCAAUAGAGGGUCUCUUUGUUGAAAGCCAGUUUGAUAACAUGAUCAUCAAUGAAACCGAGAUCCAGGAUUUUGCCUCUCUUUCUAGACACAAAGUAUCUCAACAACUGGUCAUGCCGUUCGAAUAUGACCCAGGAUUCUUCAUUAAAGCAGCGGAAGAUCUUUUUGACAAAGUUCAAGUGGUUAGUGGGAAUACUGAGGAUUUAGUCAAUGAUAUCAAUCUCAAAAUUGAAGAUAUAGACUUAGUUUAUAGAAAAUAGAUCAGCAAGCUUUGAGCUAAAAUGGGACAGCAGUGCUAAAUCCGAUCUUCUUGCUGAUGCAAUUGCUUUAUUAAUCAUCCAAUUAGCAAAUAAUCCUCCAGCAAGUAUGGUUUACAAUAUGACAAAUCAUUGUAAGGAAAAGCAACUCGAAAAACUCCAAUUUGAAGCAUUUAAAAAAGUUCUAAGGGAGCAUUGAGAAGAGAUCAGCAUUGUAGAAGAUAAUAUGAUUGAAAUAUUCGACUCGUCUCAAGAACUGGUAGCUAAGGUAGAUUAUAACGCUAAGGAAGUUAUAUCCUGAGACGAGUCUAUCAAAGAGCAUCUGAAGGCUCUUUUAGAUAUCCAUAACCACUCAUGCUCCCCUAAGAAUGAUUGUUAACCCAUUGAUCAAUAUUA